AUGUUCAACACGGUCUCAAGAAAGCACCUAUCCUCGGGCGAGUUGUUGUCACGAUGCAGUACCCGACGCCUUUUUGUCAGGGCCGCAGACAACAACUCCAACACGAGGAUCUGUGGCAAAUGUGCAUUUGGAAGAAGCGCCAAGUCUUAUGUACGACUGGCAAAAUUCUUCCCGUCACGGCGACCAUUUGACAGACCAGUCAAGUGUCGAUUUAAUUGUGCAUUCGACGAAUAUGAUAGCGACGAGUUGUUGUUCAGAUCGCAAGUCGAAGAUGAUCGAAUUGGGUGCUUUCGGUUAGCUGAGGUGUACUACUACGUGCAAUUCCAAGACAGUGCAACGUUGAGCUACGUUCCGGGAACCGAGCUACAGUUUGAAGAAGUAGACUUGUCGCAUAACGAUUUUGGACUCGCUGAAACUCCACCGUACUCGCACGACAUCUACGCCCUCCACUCGCCGAGCGACGGCUACCCAGUUGAUCUUAACGAUAUUACCGCAGCAUUGGACUGCGAUAUCACUAUGCUGGAUACGUAUCUCCACAGCACACCCUGCAUCACCACUAGUGUCAACGAUUUUACAGUCCCACAUCAAUUAUCCGAAAGUGGUACCCAUUCUUCCGCUUGCGAGAAUUUGUCACCUUCCAGUACAGAUCCUGUUGAAGAGUUCUUCCCUGAUCUUUGUGAAACAUUAACUGUUUCAACCACUCCGACACCUACACGACAUCGCAAUCAUUCCAGUGGUUCCGUCCACUCAACUGUGCCGCACUAUUCACCAUUCUCUUCCGACUCAGCCACUGACGCCUUCAAUGAGUAUAGAAAAAGGCGCGACAAGAAUAAUCUCGCAUCGCAACGUUCUCGUCAAAAACGAGCAGAGAAAAUGCGAGAGAUGCGAGUUCAGAAGGAAGUGCUGGAACGACGCAAUAUUGAAUUAAAAGCGCUGCUCAGCUCUUUGGAGCACCAGGUAGCAGAUUAUAAAAGAAUGGUUCUUAUGGUAGUAUCUAAAUCGGCUUCUUUUACGUAA
This is a messenger RNA of Haemonchus placei, 1017 nucleotides long. NCBI's taxonomy places the organism in Eukaryota, Metazoa, Nematoda, Chromadorea, Rhabditida, Trichostrongylidae. The record is from the annotation of a GenBank genome assembly.